AUGAAAAGAAGAGAUCAAGUUUUAUUUACCGUUGGUGCCAUUGCAGCUCUUACUGUUCUUCUAUUCUUGGCAGACAGUCUUUCUGGUAACAGAAAGCCUUAUAGCCACAGAUCAGAUAAGCAAGCUUCUAAUAUCAGCACUCAGGAUUUAGGUAUGAGUGAUAUUCCAAUAAUAAGAAAAGAUAAGUACAUUUUGAGGGGCCUUGACAUAAAUGAUUAUGAAAAGGGAUUUAUUGAUUGCAUGAACCAAUUGACCAAGCCUGGUGUAGUCACAAAGAAGCAAUUUGAAGAAAGGUAUCGAUCCUUAUGCAAAGAAGGAUGCUAUAAGAUAAUAAUUGCGUAUGACCCUGGGGCUGAAAAAGUUAUUGGAAGCGGAACUCUAUUUAUUGAAAAGAAAUUCAUCAGGGGAUGUGUUACUAAGGGGCACAUAGAAGACUUAGUUGUGUUAAAAGAAAGGAGAGGGGAAGGCAUUGGUAGAGAUAUACUGGAGGCAUUAAUUUCGAUUUCUAAAGAAAUGGGAUGCUACAAGACUGCUCUGGUGUGCGAUCCAAAGAAUUUGGAAUUCUACAAGAAAUGCGGGCUUGCAGAGAAAGAGAGGGAGAUGGUGAUGUAUCAUUAA
Molecule: messenger RNA, 618 nt
Organism: Encephalitozoon hellem ATCC 50504
Lineage: Eukaryota; Fungi; Microsporidia; Unikaryonidae
Product: glucosamine 6-phosphate N-acetyltransferase
Exons: 1
Coding region: 1-618 (205 amino acids)
Biological process (GO): UDP-N-acetylglucosamine biosynthetic process
Cellular component (GO): endoplasmic reticulum-Golgi intermediate compartment; endoplasmic reticulum; Golgi apparatus
Molecular function (GO): monosaccharide binding; glucosamine 6-phosphate N-acetyltransferase activity
Source: RefSeq, a predicted model, not a curated record